UUGCCUGCUCCACCAAUCAGGACCCUUCUCCCAACUCCCGUCGCCUCUGCCAUCAGCCUGUGGACACGCUCAGCAAGCCUGGCCCUCCGUGUCAGUACCGUUAUUGGCGGAUAUGGUCUCGGCGCAGCCAAGGCCACGACCCUCUCGAGUCUUGAGCUCGGGAGAGGCAUCCUCGAGGGCAUCCUGCACCGUGCCGGCAACGAGACCUUCCUGCGGUCCAACUCGGACCUGGAGAGAGCCGAUGCAGAGACGGUCAUGGAGAGGAGCCUCGAGGGCCUCCACCUCGCACUGUCCCAGGUCGUCUUCUGGACAACAGCGGGCUUCCACCUCACCGGGACUACACUGUCCACCAUCUCCGACAUAUCGCAGUUGACCUUGUCGUAUCUUGACUCGGUCCUGGGCUCGACCGAGUCAUCCAGGGCCAUCGCGAGCAUCAUCACCUUGAUCCGACGCGAGUUCAACAAUCCGGCAACGGGCCAGCCAGGCGAAAAGGUCGGUGUCUUUGACCUGAUCGUCGGCAUGGUCGGCAUGGCAUACUUUCAGAGGUGGGCCUGGAGACUCAUCGAGGAAGAGAACCAACGGCUGCAGGUCGAUGAGAUCCUGUGGGAUGUAGUCAUCCUCAACGACGAGGAGACAUUUGACUACAACAGAAUCACGGAUGGACAACAGCGGUCCAACAACAAUAAAGACAACGGCAGUCCAAAGGACCAUGUCGUCAGGACCAUACAGCAGCACGGGGCAGAAGAUGACAGCACCGACGACGAAAGUCUUGUCCCGGAGUCCCGGCUCAGGAGUCAGAUCAUGGACGCGCUCCCUCCUGGGGCCAAGGUGGUCAUCACCACCGAGACAAAAACUACAAAAACGAUCACUGUCGACGUCGUCUCGGGCACGCAGCCGAGCCGCCUGGCGCCGCCACCGGGCGUGGAGCUCGUGGAGGAGACAAGGCUGGUGCCCUCUUCCUCGCAAGGGGGCCAGCGCUGGUCUGUUGCAUCGGACCACAUGCUCCCAGAUACCACCACCAACGAUACCCCAGCCGCGUAUCGUGUCGUCUAUCGGGUUGGCAAGAACAGUCUGAGGAGCACCGAGAUGUCUCGGGCCGCAGGGCAAGAUCAAGACAUGCCUCGCUUUGUGGAACAGAUUGAUGAUUCAGACACUGAUAUGUCUCCGGAUGAGAAGCAAACUUCCCACGACGACAAUGAGGAGGACAAGCCUCCUCCACUACCUCCCAAAUCCCCGCCUUCGCUGCGUCCGAGACCCGCAGUCGACAUAUCUGCGCAUGCAUCUACUGCACCCCAUAGUACUGGUCAGGGUCGAGGCACUCCGGUCCAGACGAGACAGACCACCCUUCCUACACGAGAUGGCGAACCUUCAGCAAAUCAGAAACGGGUCAGGGCGCCGGCAUCCUCUCAGACAGCUUCCUCCAGCAGCACCGACCUACCACGAAAGAAGCAGCAGCCCAUGCAAUCAAUGUCAAAGUUGUUGUCGUCAUCUUCGUCGUCGUCGUCGUCGUCGUCGUCGUCCAAAAAAUCAACAAAGGACAACCUAGAAGCGUCACAAUCUUCAAAGACAUCCAUUGAAAAAAAGGGUGGCUUGCGCAACGUACAACCACCUCCACCGCCUAAAGGAGCGCCCCGACCAGCACAAGCAGUAGCACCCCGGAAGGCGCUGACAACUCGGGCUCUGGCUGAAUACUCGGGGGACCUGCAGCAAAGCCCAUCACGAGCUAGCUUUAUAUCGGUACACGAGCGUCGAAGAGACUCGCUCGUCUCCCAGACAGACACCUUUUCCAUACACUCCGUGGAAAGCCACAGACCUGUGUCCCCUACCUUCCCGCGCAGUUACGUGCCCAACCCGAGGCCCGAACGAGACGUGAAGCAACCUCCACCAUCGCCCCCAGACCAUCCAAAAGCGGUGUCACACCGCUAUUCUCCCAGCAUCUAUACCCUCAGGACGACCAGCUCUCAGACGUCCCUUGUUCCCUAUGUCGAGCCCAGUCCCUUUGCCAGCGCGGACGCCCUGACAACUCUCCGUCGUACAGGAACGCUCGAGGUCACAUUUCCGCGUUUCCAUCUGCUGCGUAACAUCACACGGUACAUGCGCUACAGCUCGGCCUCGUAUGGGUCUCAUUUUCUCAAGAUGUUUGGAAUCUCCAAGACCAUGCCACCCAUGCUGAAGGCACUCGACAGCACACACCACGAGGUGCGCUACUUUGCACAUCAUACCCAGUCCUCACCACAGUCCGUCUUGCUGUCAUCCUUCGUCGAUGCCCAGGGAGGGAGUGACGCCACAGGUUCGACAGAGUCGGGCGUGCCCUUGGUUCACUACAUCUCCAUAGACGACGAGUCCAAGGCAGUGGUUCUGGCCUGUCGUGGAACGUUGGGGUUCGAGGAUGUCCUGGCUGACAUGACAUGCGACUACGACGACCUCGUCUGGCGCGGCAAGACCUACAAGGUGCACAAGGGGGUGCACGCCUCCGCAAGACGACUGCUGUACGGCGGCGACGGCCGAGUGCUGGUCACCAUCAAAGCAGCGCUGGAAGAAAAUCCCGACUAUGGGCUUGUGCUCACGGGGCACUCUCUCGGAGGCGCUGUGACGGCCCUGCUGGGCAUCAUGCUCUCUCAACCCGUGGACAGCGGCACCUCUUUCGUUACCUCUGACGAGCCACACCGUCGAUCUCUCCCUGCUCCCUCUGCUUCCCCUACCAAUUCGUCUUCAGCAUCAUCAUUCUCAUGCUCCCCCGAUAUCUUCCUCCCGCCCGGCCGGGCCAUCCACGUUUACGCAUACGGUCCACCUUCAACGGUGUCACCCUCUCUCCGCCGAGCCACGCGCGGACUCAUUACCUCCGUCGUCCAUGGACAGGACUUAGUACCCUACCUCUCCCUUGGCGUCCUUCACGACUUUCAGGCCGUCGCCUUGGCGUUCAAAACCGACAACGCAGACGCGAAGCAGGAGAUCAAGCAGCGCGUCUGGGAGGCCCUGCAAAGCGGCCUGAUGGACAAGUGCAGCGGAAUGGGAGGGGGAAGAGGAGGAGGAGGAGGAGGAAAGGACACUGGCAGGAGUGCUGCCACGGAGGAAGACGAGAAGUGGGCGUUUGCGGCUUUCAAGACGCUCCGGGUCAACAUGAUGAGCGAGAAGCUUCUGCCCCCAGGUGAGGUCUUUGUGGUCGAGACGGAGAAGGUCCUGCGGCGGGAUGCGUUCAUCGACCCGGACGCUGAGGCUGCUGGGAAGGGCAAUAAUCAGUACGUCAGCCGCCCGGCCAGGAGGAUCGUGUUGAAGUACGUCCGGGAUGUAGAGACACGGUUUAGAGAAAUCCGUUUCGGCGCGACGAUGUUGACGGAUCAUAACCCGGCCAAGUAUGAGGACGCGCUGGAAGGGCUGCGGUUUGGCGUCGUC
This is a messenger RNA of Cryphonectria parasitica EP155, 3393 nucleotides long. RefSeq lists its product as uncharacterized. NCBI's taxonomy places the organism in Eukaryota, Fungi, Ascomycota, Sordariomycetes, Diaporthales, Cryphonectriaceae. The transcript is spliced from 2 exons. The annotation marks the transcript as partial. Gene Ontology annotation, biological process: lipid metabolic process. The record is from RefSeq and is a predicted model, not a curated record.